Molecule: messenger RNA, 1925 nt
Organism: Drosophila grimshawi
Lineage: Eukaryota; Metazoa; Arthropoda; Insecta; Diptera; Drosophilidae
Gene: Nop60B
Product: H/ACA ribonucleoprotein complex subunit 4
Exons: 6
Coding region: 200-1729 (509 amino acids)
Biological process (GO): rRNA pseudouridine synthesis; snRNA pseudouridine synthesis; mRNA pseudouridine synthesis
Cellular component (GO): box H/ACA snoRNP complex
Molecular function (GO): RNA binding; pseudouridine synthase activity
Source: RefSeq, a predicted model, not a curated record
UGCUUAAACCUGUUGAAUAUUCAACUGAUGCGCCAGUAAUCGAUAUAUGAACGAUAUAAUUAUGUGAACUAGUUCCGCAGAAAAAUACUCGAAUCUUGCAACACGUGUGUUCCUCGGCCAUUUUCCUUAACCUGGCACCGCGUGCAAACGUCUUUCGGACAUCGCUUGUGCUUAAGUGUUAAAUAAAAUCCAAAUAAAGAUGACUGACGUUGACUCGCGAAAGAAAAAAAAGAAAAUCAAGGAGGAGCCGCUCGAUGGCGAAGAUCUUGGCACUCUGCAAAAGCAGAACCAAUUCCAAAUAAAACCCUCCUCGAAGAUCGCCGAACUGGAAACAUCGCAAUGGCCACUGUUGCUCAAGAACUUUGAUAAGCUGAACAUACGCUCGAAUCAUUAUACUCCGCUGGCGCAUGGCUCUUCGCCGCUCAAUCGCGACAUUAAGGAGUACAUUAAAACUGGCUUCAUCAAUCUGGACAAGCCUUCGAAUCCCAGUUCGCACGAGGUGGUCGCCUGGAUCAAAAAGAUAUUGAAAGUGGAGAAAACAGGCCAUUCCGGCACAUUGGAUCCCAAGGUUACCGGCUGCUUGAUUGUCUGCAUUGACCGUGCCACGCGUCUCGUCAAGUCGCAACAGAGCGCCGGCAAGGAGUAUGUGGCGAUUUUCAAGCUGCAUGGCGCCGUUGAAUCGGUGGCCAAAGUGCGUCAGGGUCUCGAGAAGCUGCGUGGUGCGCUCUUCCAGCGUCCGCCUCUCAUCUCCGCCGUAAAGCGACAGCUUCGUGUGCGCACCGUCUACGAUAGUAAAUUGCUGGACUACGACGAGACUCGUAAUAUGGGUGUUUUUUGGGUUAGCUGCGAAGCCGGUUCCUACAUACGUACCAUGUGCGUCCAUUUGGGUCUAGUCCUUGGCGUCGGUGGCCAAAUGUUAGAACUGCGUCGCGUUCGUUCCGGCAUCCAGUCGGAACGCGAUGGCAUGGUCACAAUGCACGAUGUCCUCGAUGCCAUGUGGCUCUAUGAGAAUCACAAGGACGAGUCCAUGCUGCGUCGUGUCAUCAAGCCGCUGGAGGGUCUCCUCAUCAACCACAAGCGCAUCAUCAUGAAGGACAGUUCCGUGAAUGCCGUUUGUUAUGGUGCCAAAAUAAUGUUGCCUGGCGUCCUGCGCUAUGAGGAUGGCAUUGAAAUCGAGCAAGAGAUUGUCAUCUGCACCACAAAGGGCGAGGCGAUUUGUUUGGCUAUCGCCUUAAUGACGACGGCGACGAUGUCGUCGUGCGAUCAUGGAGUUGUUGCCAAGAUCAAGCGUGUGAUUAUGGAGCGUGACAUAUACCCGCGCAAAUGGGGAUUGGGUCCCAAGGCGUCGGCUAAGAAGGCGCUUAUCGCUGCCGGCAAGCUGGACAAGUUUGGCAGGCCCAAUGAGAAUACACCCAAGGAGUGGCUAACUGGCUUUGUGGACUACAAUGCCAAGAAGCCAGCAGCGCAACAACAAAAAGAAUCACCCACAAACGGCAACGAAGCCAGCAAGCGCAAGCUGAGCACCUCCAGUGUAGAGGAAUCGGCAGUUGAACCCGCGCCCGUCACCUCCGAGAAGAAGAAAAAGAAGAAGAAGCACAAGGGCGAAGAGGAGGCGCCAGUUGAGGAGGACGAAACAACUAGAUCAUCGGCCGAAGUGCCCGUAGAGAAAGAGAAGAAGAAAAAGAAGAAGAAGGACAAAGAUAGGGAUAGAGAUGAGGCUCAGGAAUAGAAUAUUUUCUGUAUCACUACUAGUAGACACUUAGGCUUUGAUGUCCUCCACUAUUUUGAGAGCAUUUUUUAUAUAUAUUAAGUUUAAAAGUUGUAGACAGCGACUUGUUUAAAUUGAGCUGUACAAAUGCAAAUUUUCAAUGCAUUUACAAGAAGUGACAUUCGCAAUGCAAUAAAUUGUAUAAUUUUAUUGUAAA